Messenger RNA from Lactuca virosa, 981 nucleotides. NCBI's taxonomy places the organism in Eukaryota, Viridiplantae, Streptophyta, Magnoliopsida, Asterales, Asteraceae. The record is from the annotation of a GenBank genome assembly.
AUGGAGGGCAAUUUCCCCGAUAUUUUGGCCCACGGAUUUGGCUCCCGGCACGAAGAUCUCAAUCAAAAAGCGGAUUUAACUUUAAAAGGGUCUCCACGGACAUUUCCGCAACAGUAUACAAGCUUGCUGAUAAUAAAGAUGAUUGGAACAGGUUUGCAUAGGGCCAAUCCCGAAUCCAAGAAAGUACACAAGUAUACCGUUCCCGAUUUUAUGCUUCCGUUUAAGAUAUGGAUUUUGGAGACGUUCCCUGAGGCAACCCAGUUUUAUAUACGCACGCCGAAAGAAUUGCCACGAAUGAGGACGUGGAGAAGUAAAACAUCGUUAUCUUGGGUUCGAUGUUGUCGAAUAAUCAAUGUGUCUGUGCCUAACAACCAACCUAUUAAUGUCGUGGCAAACCCAGAGGAGCUGAUGUUGCCGUUUUAUGUUUGCUCUGUCAAUUGGACUCUAAACCCUGUAGAUUUUCCCCCACGGCAACAUAGUCCGGUCCGAAAUAGUCCACCUGUUGUUGCAUCGCCGGCUCGAAGAAAGAUGUACAAGUCCGAAAUAGAAACAUCUUCGACUGAAUCUGGCACAAAUGCUUUCCUCAAGGUUGGUAAAGAAGAAGAAGACGAGCACAUCAAGAAAAAAGAUGAACCAGACAGAAAUGUUGAACAAGACAGAGGGUUUCGAGAGGAAGAGGAGGAGGAGGAGGAGGAGAUGAUAAAUGAAGAGGAGGAAGAAAAAUAUUACCAUGAUACACAUUUGCACUAUGAUGAUAUAGGUACUCAUAGUUUGGAGGUGGAAUUUGGGCCUACACCUAUGCAUGUUGAGCCGUCAUCGGAAGUGGGUGAACAUCACACAAAAGAAAUGACUCCUAUUGUUAGGCCGCAACGAAAGAGGGGUGUUCCAUGGUAUCAGCGGACUCCGUUCAUAGUGUUGCAAUCCACACCAAAAUUGAAGAAAAUCACCAAAGCAAAGAAAAAUAGUAGUGGAGAGUCCUGA